AGAAUAGAGAUCUACCUGCAUGCAUAUCCAUAUUAGACACAUCACCACCAUUUUUGACACACUCCAACUCAUCACCUCUUUCACUCUCUCACAUGUCUGCAUAUAGAAUUUUCCCUAUAUAAGAGGGCAUCUACAUUUCUUCUACAUUCAGCCCCCUCCUUACCAAACCUAACCCAACAAAAAAUGGACACCCACACUACCCCUCAUGAUGUCGAACAUGCAACUCCCUACACUCUCCUGCCGGACCACCACGACUCGUCUGUGUCUCCGCCACAUCACUGCCGACCCAUUAAGGGUUUCAUUGGAAUCUUCCUCGCCGUGCUGUUUCUGUUAUCUUUGAUUGUUUUGAUUCUGAACCAAGAACCACCAAGCUCAGCAAGCAAAAUCAAUGACAUUGACGACCAAGACCAAGAAAAGUCGCCGGAGAUCACAAUGCCGCAACCGAGAGGGGUGUCGGAGGGGGUGUCCGAGAAGAGUUUCCGGGCAUUCUCCGGCAGCCGUCCGGAGUAUCCUUGGACCAAUGCUAUGUUGGCUUGGCAAAGAACAGCUUACCAUUUUCAACCUCAACGAAAUUGGAUGAACGAUCCUGAUGGUCCAUUAUACCACAUGGGAUGGUACCACCUAUUCUACCAAUACAACCCGCAUUCAGCGGUCUGGGGUAACAUCACAUGGGGCCAUACGGUAUCAAGGGAUCUGAUCCAUUGGCUUUACCUUCCCAUCGCCAUGAAGCCCGAUAGCUGGUUUGAUUGGUACGGUGUUUGGACCGGGUCCGCCACACUCUUACCCGAUGGCCAAAUCAUGAUGCUUUACACUGGGUACACCGAUAAUUAUGUGCAGGUGCAAAACCUUGCAUACCCCGCCAACUUAUCUGAUCCCCUCCUCUUAGAUUGGGUCAAGUAUGCGGGUAACCCGGUCAUGGUCCCCCCAACCGGCAUUGCUCCUGAAGAUUUUAGGGACCCCACCACGGCGUGGCACGCUCGGGAUGACAAAUGGCGGGUUACUAUUGGUUCAAAGAUUAAUACAAUCGGUUUUAACCUCGUUUACCAAACCACUAACUUCACUACCUACGAGCUUUUAGACGGGGUUAUGCAUGCGGUUCCGGGUACGGGUAUGUGGGAGUGUGUGGACUUCUACCCGGUUUCAACAACCGAAAUGAAUGGGUUGGACACGUCAUUUAGUGGGCCGGGUAUUAAGCAUGUGCUGAAGGCAAGCUUGGAUGAUGAGAAAAAGGAUUUUUAUGCACUUGGGACAUAUGAUCCAAGUAAUGACACAUGGACACCCGACAACCCCGAACUGGAUGUGGGUAUUGGGUUACGGGUCGAUUAUGGAAAGUAUUAUGCAUCAAAGACAUUUUAUGACCAACACAAGCAAAGGAGGGUGUUGUACGGAUGGAUUGGAGAAACUGAUAGUGAAAUUGAUGACAUCAGAAAGAAUUGGGCAUGUGUUCAGAGCAUUCCAAGGACUGUAGUGUUUGACCAGAAGACUGGAAGCAAUAUACUCCAAUGGCCUGUAGAGGAAGUGGAGACAUUGAGAUUGAACAGUACUGAGUUCCAUGGGGUCGAGCUUGAACCCGGUUCGGUCGUGCCACUCAACAUAAGCUCGGCUACACAGUUAGACAUAACUGCCACAUUUGAACUAGAUGAAGGAGCAUUGGAGGCAACAAUUGAAGCAGAUGUUGGGUACAAUUGCAGUACUACUGGUGCUGUUGUGAGAGGCACUCUGGGACCAUUUGGGCUUCUGGUUAUUGCAGAUGAUUCACUCUCAGAGUUCACACCUGUCUAUUUCUACAUUUCUAAGGGCAUUGAUGGCACUUACAGUACAUUUAUCUGUUCUGAUGAAAUGAGGUCAUCCAAGGCUUAUUAUGAUCUUGAUGAAAAGGUUUAUGGGGGCAUGGUCCCUGUGCUGGAGGGAGAAAAAUUAACUAUGAGAAUAUUGGUUGAUCAUUCGGUUGUUGAGAGUUUUGCACAAGGAGGGAGAACAGUCAUCUCAUCGCGGGUUUAUCCAACGACUGCAAUCUAUGGAGCAGCGCGAUUAUUCUUGUUUAACAAUGCCACCGGAGUCAACGUGACAGCAUCACUCAAGGUAUGGCGUUUGGAUUCAGCUUAUAUUCACGAUUUCCCUUUUGAUCAGAUGUAGUGUACUUCUAGUCAAUCCAUCUGACUACGUUAAGUUUCCCACUUCCUUGUUUGGUUGCCUGGAAAAUUUGCACCAACCAAACGUUGUAAUGUAUUAUCUCAUAUUUUUUUUUGGAGGACUGCUGGUCCAUUAUAAUGUAUUAUCUCAUAUCUUUUUUGGAGAACUACUAGUUCAUUUUUUUGGCAUGUGCCAACUGCAAUAUCUAUUGUACUAAACAAUAAAUUUCGAUACAUUGGGAAUUUCAAUUUCAGUUAAUUCAA
Camellia sinensis is the source of this 2396-nucleotide messenger RNA. Lineage: Eukaryota; Viridiplantae; Streptophyta; Magnoliopsida; Ericales; Theaceae. The record is from RefSeq and is a predicted model, not a curated record.